AUACGUGUCUAUCCUGCUCCUGUCGUCAUUGAAACCACCUCUGAUACUCUCCGACCCAUAACUGCUUUCUAUCCCUCCCCUUCCAUCAUGGCCAACGGCUCAGACCUGGAAUCAUGGAUUGCCGGAAUGCCCAAGGCCGAACUUCAUGUUCAUCUCGAAGGUUGCCUGACCCCAGACCUGGCCAGGACCUUGGCCACACGCAAUAAACUUCCGCCUCCCCCGUCCCUCUCCUCUCUGACCGGCAGUGGCAACACGUCGUCAUACGACUUCCAUGACCUGACGAGUUUCCUUGCCGUCUACUACCCAAAUAUGACGGUGCUUCAAACGGAGCAGGAUUUCCGAGAUCUGGCUUUGAGCUACCUGACCCACGCGGCGACACAGAAUAUUAAACAUGCCGAAAUGUUCUUCGACCCGCAGGCGCACACGUCGCGCGGGGUCCCCUUUCCGACAGUGGUACGCGGGUACCGAGCAGGGAUAAUGACGGCACAGCGGACGCUAGGAAUCUCGGCGAGUCUGAUCAUGUGUUUUCUGAGGGACCAGUCGGCAGAGUAUGCGAUGGCGACUCUGAUGGAGUCGCUGCCGUUCAAGGACAGUAUUAUCGGUGUUGGGCUGGAUAGCGACGAGCGUGACAACCCGCCGGCCAAGUUUGCGGCCGUGUAUCAGCGCGCCAGCCGCGAAGGCUACCUGUUGACGUGCCACUGCGAUAUCGACCAGCCCAACACCCUCACUCACAUCACCCAGGCCCUGACCGAGCUGCAGGUCGACCGCCUCGACCAUGGGUCCAACGUCUUGGCUCAGCCGGACCUCGUUGACCUGCUCAAGUCCAAGAACAUCGGCCUCACCUGUUGUCCUGUCAGUAACAGCGUCGUCACCGCCGACUUCAAGGGACCCGACAUUGUUGCCCUCUUACGCACGGGGGUCAAGGUCACCGUCAACUCCGACGACCCGGCCUAUUUCCGCGCCUAUCUUAACGAGAACAUGCUGAAGAUGGCCACCGCUACCGACCUGUCCCGUGCAGAGUUGAUCCAGCUCCAACGUAAUGCCUUUGAGAUUUCGUGGAUUUCCAGCUGGAGAAGAAGUCAUUUUCUAGCCCUGUUGGACGGGUAUGAGAAGUCCACGUUGCACGACCAUGAUCAAAAUCACGUCGAAGGUAUUGGAAAUGGCGCUGCCGGAGAAGUCUUGGCCGCGUAAACAAUAAGUGGUCAUUGAGUAACCAUGUUGCUUCUGCAUAGCAUAGCCAUCAACUUAUUUGGUUGGACUUGAACCAUGCUGGUAGGAAUUUUGGC
Molecule: messenger RNA, 1286 nt
Organism: Exophiala mesophila
Lineage: Eukaryota; Fungi; Ascomycota; Eurotiomycetes; Chaetothyriales; Herpotrichiellaceae
Product: adenosine deaminase
Exons: 2
Coding region: 88-1191 (367 amino acids)
Biological process (GO): adenine catabolic process; hypoxanthine salvage
Cellular component (GO): cytosol
Molecular function (GO): adenine deaminase activity
Source: RefSeq, a predicted model, not a curated record